This is a messenger RNA of Sorghum bicolor (sorghum), 2292 nucleotides long. RefSeq lists its product as uncharacterized. Lineage: Eukaryota; Viridiplantae; Streptophyta; Magnoliopsida; Poales; Poaceae. Bases 959 to 1921 code for a protein of 320 amino acids. The record is from RefSeq and is a predicted model, not a curated record. The transcript has 2 exons.
CCUGGCCCGGCCGGUGGAUAGAUUUUACCGGAUCGAUCACACUCACGUAUGUAGCCAAAAGGCAAGUUAGCUGCUACUGCUAGCAGCAGGCAACCGACUCCACUCCACGUUAUUAAUUCCAAAAAUUUCCAAUCCUGUCAUAUGAGAGAGAUGAGCAGGCCAUCAUCAUAAUAGCUACCCUCGCCGGAACGGUGGUGGUGGUAAACCGUCCGUGACCGACCCCCCCGUUCCGUUCAAUUCUCUCUGCUCACUGCUCACUGCUGCUGCAUCCAUGAUCAAUUGAUCAUGAUGGAUCCAUCGUCAUCCCCUCGUGCUCCGCUGCUACUGCCUGGCUGUGUAGCAGCAGCUGCAUGCGCGUGUAGUGCACUGCAGGCGGCGCUUCACCGAGUGGCCGCCGGCCGGCCGGCCGCCCUAGCUAGCUAGCUAUAUAAGACGCAGCAAAGAUUGCCCUCCAAAUCCAAACACCUACCCAUCUCCAUCCUACACUCCACCAACGGCUGCCUCUAGCUAUAGCAACCAUGGCGCCAACAAGCAGCAGGCCACCACCACACGCAUGGAAGACCUGAGAGAUGUGCCGACGCCGACCGACCGAUCCAUCCAGAGCCACUGCUUUCCUGCCUCUUGUAUGGUCGUACGUCUUCCUUCCUCCACUGCACCGGCCGAUCCUCCCAUCCCUUGCGUCGUCGCCGCCGUCGUCGUCGUUCUCGUCACUAGCCUAGCCACCUAGCCAGCUAGCUUACAGCCCUGUCACUGUCACUGCCUAUACUAUAGCUUCUCGGUUCCCUUCCCAUCGAGUAAGAACAAGGUCGCCGUCGCUCCAGGCAAACCCAUCCAUCCCGCACGGUUGCACCGUCGCGCUCGCGCCAUUAUCUAUCACAGCUAGCACUGUCUGUCGGUCCUCCUCCUCCUUCGGAGCCAAGCCAAGCGAGCGAGCAGGUCCGCCGUCCGCCGAUCGGCCAUGAGCGUCAAGCAGACACCGUCGUCGUCCACGGCGGCCGCCUUCUACGCGACGCUGGCGCGCGGCCUCGACGACCUGGACCGGGCGCUGGCGGCGGCGUCCUCGUCCUCGUCGGCGUUCCUGUCGCUGCCCACGCUCCGCGCCGCGCUGGCGCUGCUCCACGCCGCGCACGCGGGCCUGGCGCGCCUCGUCGCGUCGCUCCACCUCCCGGGGGGCGCCGCCUGGCUGGACGAGUACAUGGACGAGGCGUCGCGCCUCUGCGACGCGUGCCGCGCGCUGCGGCUCGGCGCCGCCGCCGUCGAGGGAUACGCCGGCAGCGCCGCCCAGCUCGCCUCGCUCCUCAUGCAGGCGCCCUCGAGCCCGCACCUCUCGAGACAGGUGGCGCGUGCGAUCAGCGUGUGCAGGCGCGAGGCCAUGGCGCUCAAGGAGGAGAACCGCGCGCUGGUGGAGACGCGCGCGGAGGCGCUGGCGCUGCGCCUCAGCGAGGGCGUCCCCGCCGACGCCAAGCUGGGCGGCUUCAACGGCUUCCGCGGCGUGCUGUGCGCCACCCGGAUGCUCACCUCCUUCCUGCUCACGCUCCUCUCCUGGGGCGUGCUCCACUACUGGCCCGCCCCGAACGCGGGCGCCGCCGGGGACUGCGCCGCCUACUUCGGGGCCGCGUUCGCGUCGGCGCUGUCCCGCGCGCAGCAGCGCGCCGCGGCGGAGGCCGGCAGGUCCGUGGCCGCGCCCGGCGGCGCCGGGGUGAUGAUGCACGAGUUCCGGCGCGCGCGGGCGGCGGUGGAGGACGCCAAGGACGCCGUCGAGCGCGGCGGCGACGUGGCGGCGGCGGCCGCGGAGGUGGGCCUGCGCGCGGGCGCGCUCCGCGCCGCGUGCGAGGACGUGCUGGCGCUCAUCGACGACCUGUUCGACGAGGUGGUGGAGGCCAGGAAGAAGCUGCUGGACCUCUGCAGCGGCGGCAACUGAUCCGACUCACCGGCGCACGCACACGACGAUGACGAUGUGAGCUGAUGCUUCGCCGUUCGCGUCGCAAUGGCGAGAGGAGGCCAUGGUUCUUUACCUACUCCUUGCGUUCGUUCUUCCUUCCUUCCUCGUCGAAUGUUUCUCCUUGCUUCUUCUUCCCUGUAGCUCGAUCGAUAGCAGUCCUCUACGUACUCGGGCAUGACGAUGUCUUAUUCAUAAAUGCAAAUCUGAAUGCAACCAAAGAAAAAAAGUUGGGAACUGCUAGUCUGCUACUGACUGAUAAUCCUAGUCCUAGGAUGUGAUGAAGCGAUUAAGGUUAGCUUGUCUCGCAGUUUGACAUGCCAUGAUCAAUGUAAACAAAUGGUGACCUAUGA